UUCAAUUUAAUUCUCCUGAAACUAAAUUUCUCUCAAAUUUGUUACUGUAAGAAAGGGGCAGAAAGAGAAAGGAAAUCAGAGAUCGCAGAGGCUAUCGAAGAUUGGAAGAGAGAAUGUGGAAAUGCAAAAAUCUGUGGGUGCGAUAGGAGAACGCGGAACAGAGAAUUGCAAGAGAGAACCAGUGAACAACUUUCCCAGCAGCUUCCAGUUACGAUUCCGUCCCCAAUUUCGGUGCUGCAUUCUCACGUCCUUGGAACUCCGAUUCCAACUCCAAAAAACGGAGGGAAGACAUGGGUGCCAAUGAGAACAGUAGUGCAAAACCAAGAGUGCGCCCAAUUGUACGCUUAGGGAUCUUUCUCAUCUCUCACAGCAACAUUGUCAGCUUGGUUUGUUUCCUGGCAGGGGUGGUGGCUCUUCUCCUUCUCCCUGUCCUUGCCAAGAAUACCUACAUUUCCGAGAAUGCCCUUAUGCCAGGUUCUGCAAACAACAUGCUUUCUACUCACCAUGUCUCAGAUGCAAAUAAAUUCAUCAAGGACUUAACUGAUCUUGAGUUCACUUCUAUGGCCUCACCUAUUGAGAGUCAAAAGCUUAUUGCUCGGUAUAUGUCAGCUUUGGAUGCUGAAGUUACUUUCCACAAGUUUUACCCUCAAUUCAGUCAGUUCCAUCCACUGCACUUCUUUACCAGUCCUGAUUCAGGUAUAAUCUCCAAAAAUGGAACUUGUUCUUCGUUUGGAGUCAACACUAUUGGAAUUAUUAGGGCACCACGUGGGGAUGGAAAGGAAGCUAUUGUCUUGGUGACACCUUAUAAUCCAAGCAAAGUUGGUUUGGGUGAGGCUGUGUCCUUGGGCAUUGCUUACUCUGUGUUCUUGCUGCUUUCGCGUGUUACUUGGCUGGCAAAGGAUAUCAUAUGGCUUGUGGCUGAUUCACAAUAUGGAGAAUAUUCUUCGGUGGCUGCUUGGCUAAGAGAAUAUCAGGCCCCUGUUUUCCACAAAGUUGAUGUAGUUACUAGUGAAGCAUGUAAUGAGAGCAGCAGUUUUAAUGAACUUGGACAGGGUCUUUAUUUGGAUGGAAAGUUAAGUGGUGAUUUUAGACGUGCAGGAACUAUGGCAGCAGCUCUUGUUAUUAAAGUUGUUGACCAAGGUAACCAGUAUGAAGACAGUCUUAAUAUUUAUGCAGAAGCAUCCAACGGCCAGAUGCCAAACCUUGAUCUUAUCAAUAUAGUAAAUUAUAUGGCAGUGCAUAAACAAGGAUUGCGGAUAAAAGUGAAGAAGAUGUGGUCUCUGAUUGACUCCUGGUGGCUCAAUACUUUGGGUGUUAUAUUUGAAUCCUUGGGAAAAGUCGCUAGAAGCUUAAAUCCUCAGUUGAAGUUUGGUAUUCCUGCUUCUGACUAUGUUGAAGGUGCUGCUACGCUGGCAAGUUCAUUGUAUUACCAGGGUUUGGGUGUUCCCACCGGCCCUCAUGGUGCCUUCCGUGAUUAUCAAGUUGAUGCAAUCACUCUGGAAAUUUCACCAAAAGUUUCUCUUACUAAACUGAACAGGCGUAAUGAAUUCAUGCUUCGUGGUGGAAGGUUAAUUGAAGGAGUCAUACGCUCAAUAAACAACCUUCUUGAGAAGUUUCACCAGUCGUUUUUUUUGUAUCUCUUGACUUCUCCUGGUAAGUUUGUGUCGGUUGGAGUUUACAUGAUUCCAUUUGCAUUACUCGUCGCACCACUUCCGAUAGUUGCAGCAUAUCUUCAUGCCAAUGGUAGUAAUUCCACUCCCCAAAACCCAUCAUCCUCCUUAGAAGUUGAUGGCAGCCACAAAUCAUGGGAAUGGUUGAAUUCCGCUAGGAAGGUUUUGGUCAUUCAUUUAUGGGGUGUUUUUGUCUCCUUACUCCCAUUUUUCCUACGUCAAGUACCCAAUACCACCCUAACGAUGAACUUUGUAUUGUGGGGUUUUCUAUCAAUUUUUAGCUUGCUGAUUUUAUACUUGACACUGGAUUGUCCAAUUUUCAAAGCAUCUGCAUCUCAACUUGAGAAAAACAAGUGGACUAGCUUAAAGUCUGUAACCAUAUCAACAGCAUUCAUCGGUUUGUCUCUCAUGUCCGUCAUUAACUUCGCUACUGCAGAAAUUGGGGCUUUACUUAUUGUCCCAAUUUGUCUAUUGGCUAGACCAUUGAAGCUUGAUAUUCAAGCUAGGAGCUGGAGAACCUUACUAAGGGCCUCAUGUAAUAUUGUUUUAGGAUUUGUUGUGUUUUCUCCGGUUUCAUUUGUUUUACUUAAAGGUGCAUUUGAAGAUUUUUAUGGUAUUAAUGUUGGUGACUAUUGGAAGUGGGUGGAAUCCCUUUGGGCUUGGAACAGUGCCACAUACCUCUAUAUAGGUGUUGUUCAUCUACCAUGCUGGGCACUGUGUAUUCACAUUUUAUUUCAUCCAUGCUGACAUGUACUAUUACUUAGCCAGACUAGCUAUUCAAUUGAGAAUUUGAGAAUUUUAUUAUCUU
This is a messenger RNA of Vigna unguiculata (cowpea), 2478 nucleotides long. RefSeq names its product GPI transamidase component family protein / Gaa1-like family protein. Gene Ontology annotation, biological process: attachment of GPI anchor to protein. NCBI's taxonomy places the organism in Eukaryota, Viridiplantae, Streptophyta, Magnoliopsida, Fabales, Fabaceae. The record is from RefSeq and is a predicted model, not a curated record. Gene Ontology annotation, cellular component: membrane; GPI-anchor transamidase complex.